Messenger RNA from Plectropomus leopardus (leopard coralgrouper), 1128 nucleotides. The record is from RefSeq and is a predicted model, not a curated record. NCBI's taxonomy places the organism in Eukaryota, Metazoa, Chordata, Actinopteri, Perciformes, Serranidae.
CUGAGUGUUCGAGGGAAGAACAAGAAGGAGAAGCUGGAGGAUUUCUUUAAGAACGUGGUGAAGUCGGCUGACGGCGUCCUGGUGGCCGGCGUCAAGGACGUGGACGACUUCUUCGAGCACGAGAAGACGUUCCUGUUAGAAUACCACAACAGAGUGAAGGACGCCUCGGCCAAAUCUGACCGAAUGAUCCGUUCGCACAAAAACGCUGCAGAUGACAUCAACAGAAUCGCCUCGUCUCUCUACACGUUAGGAACGCAGGACUCCACAGACCUCUGCAAGUUCUUCCUGAAAGUGUCAGAGCUCUUUGAGAAAACCCGGAAAAUCGAGGCUCGCGUGGCUGCGGAUGAAGACCUGAAGCUGGCUGACCUGCUGAAAUAUUACCUGAGAGAGUCGCAGGCUGCAAAGGACCUGCUGUACCGGAGGAGUCGCGCUCUGGUUGACUACGAGAAUGCUAACAAGGCUCUGGAUAAAGCUCGGGCCAAAAACAGAGACGUCCUGCAGGCCGAGACCAGCCAGCAGCUCUGCUGCCACAAGUUCGAGAAGAUCUCCGAGUCCGCCAAGCAAGAGCUCAUCGACUUCAAGACGAGACGAGUCGCAGCUUUCAGGAAGAACCUGGUGGAGCUGGCAGAGCUGGAGCUCAAACACGCCAAGGGGAACCUCCAGCUGCUGCAGAGCUGUCUUGGCGUCCUGAAAGGUAACACUUAAAUGCGCAGCCUCACUCACAUCCAGCUGGACACGCCCACUGUGGGCGGAGCCCCGACAGACGGCCAAACGACACUGAGAAUUCUGGACCAGGCAGAGACAGGAAGUCUGUCUUCACUAAAGACACCGUCCUCUUCAUCUUCUUCAUCCUCCUCCCCCUCUGCCAACCCCCCUCGCGAUCCAGCGGACUGGACUGGUUUCACUGGCUCUGCUGGUUCUGCUGGUCCAGUAUAGGAGCUGAGCAGCUGUGCUGGUUGUUGGUGGUCCUGGUCCAGUAAAACCAGUGAGUUCAGUCUCUCUCUCUGAGUGACUCUCACAUCAAACUUUAUCGAACACUUGAUUCGCGUCAAACAAACUGAAACAAUCUGAUCAAUUUUAAUCAAUCAGUCAGUGAGUGACACACACACACACACAAACACACACACA